AUGGUCUGGCCUUUUGGCAGAAAACAUAGCGGCCCCGAGGAUGGGCAAAAACAAGCCGUACCGGCUUCUCAAAAUUCCAGCGCCGGUAAAAAAUAUCUUUUAGAAGAUACUGAACCGCGAUUCGCCAAUGAGUCUCAAAGUCAUUAUGCCAGCGCUCAGGAACAGGCUUCACUACGGACAGCGUGGGAUACAGUGGGUUGGAAUGACUUCUCUUUACAACGGCUGACACAGAUACCGUGCUUCCGGGACGCAGGAAUGAGUGGGUUCACAAGCAUGUUCGUGCUCGGAAGCGUGAUGUUCUUGUACCACAAGAACCCUGGCAGAGCUGCUAAUUGGGCCGUUGGAGGAUUCAUGCUUGGGAGUAUAGUCGGGUGGGAGCAGUGCCGUUUGAGGCGAAAAAAAAGCUUUCAGACAGCACAGAUGGCCAAAAACACCGUAGCAAACAAGGAAAAACCUAUGCUGAAACCUGUGGUAAACGACGACCGUGUCAAGGAAGACUGGAUAGGCCACACAUCAGACACAACAGCCAAGAAACCGUGGUAUAAGCUGUGGUAA
This is a messenger RNA of Lachancea nothofagi CBS 11611, 555 nucleotides long. The record is from the annotation of a GenBank genome assembly. NCBI's taxonomy places the organism in Eukaryota, Fungi, Ascomycota, Saccharomycetes, Saccharomycetales, Saccharomycetaceae.